AUGACAACAUCAAAAGUUUUAAAUAGAAUUGAUGAAAUGGCACUUCAACUGCAUCUAGUUUCCUUCUUUUCUUUCAAUGAAGAUAAAGCUUUUGAAAGGAAAUAUAAACAAACAAGCAAACAAAAGUCUAAUCAAAGUUUCUCAAUAUGUCCAACAUCUUACGAAUGGUUACAGGCGGUUGAAGCAUCUAACAGAGUUUUUAUUUAUGCUUAG
Molecule: messenger RNA, 213 nt
Organism: Clunio marinus
Lineage: Eukaryota; Metazoa; Arthropoda; Insecta; Diptera; Chironomidae
Source: the annotation of a GenBank genome assembly